UAGUUCCAUGGCCCACUUUAUUAAGGGAACCGCAGGGUCACAUUGGCUGUAAACCAAAUCCUGGAAUAUAUUUAUUAAAUAUCACCGCAUUCUGAUCUGUAACAAAUAUAUCAACAUGCCCGAUGCCGAACAAUUGCCCGAAGGAUGGGAGAAGCGCACUAGCCGCUCAACAGGCUUGAGCUAUUACCUGAACGUCUACACAAAGGAAUCGCAGUGGGAUCAGCCCACCGAACCGGCCAAGAAGACCGGCGGUGGAUCAGGCGGUGGCGGAUCCGGCGGUGGGGCCGGCGACUCUCCGGACGAGGUGCAGUGCCUGCAUCUGCUGGUGAAACACAAGGGCAGCCGGCGUCCCAGCUCGUGGCGAGAAGAGAACAUCACUAGGACCAAAGAGGAAGCCCAGCUGCUGCUGGAAGUGUAUCGCAACAAAAUUGUCCAGCAGGAGGCCACCUUUGACGAGCUGGCACGCUCCUACUCCGACUGCAGUUCCGCCAAGCGCGGCGGUGAUCUUGGAAAGUUUGGCAGAGGUCAAAUGCAGCCGCCCUUCGAGAAGGCCGCCUUCGCCUUGAACGUUGGCCAGCUAUCGGGGAUAGUGGACACUGAUUCAGGACUCCACAUUAUCCUUCGCAAAUCGUAAACAACUCGUUCAUUUCCAACAACAACCACAAUAUCAGCUACAACGGUGUCAUCGCACGAAUAAAAAUGAAUUACAGCCAUUUCUCAAUAUA
Messenger RNA from Drosophila serrata, 725 nucleotides. RefSeq names its product (peptidyl-prolyl cis/trans isomerase) NIMA-interacting 1 dodo (gene dod). The record is from RefSeq and is a predicted model, not a curated record. Gene Ontology annotation, molecular function: protein binding; peptidyl-prolyl cis-trans isomerase activity. Lineage: Eukaryota; Metazoa; Arthropoda; Insecta; Diptera; Drosophilidae. Gene Ontology annotation, cellular component: cytosol; nucleus.